CCUCCAGAUCCACCACCCGCUCGCGUUUAUUUGGCAGUUCGCGCUCUCCAUCCUGCGCUUUUGGGAAGUUCCAGUCUGCACAUCCCCGCUGCAACACAACAAUGGAACAGUACCAACGACUCGAGAAAGUAGGAGAAGGCACCUAUGGCGUCGUUUACAAGGCCCGCGACCUGUCCACGCCCGACCAGCGCAUCGUCGCCCUGAAGAAGAUCCGUCUCGAAGCCGAAGAUGAAGGCGUCCCUUCCACUGCCAUUCGCGAGAUCAGUCUGCUAAAGGAGAUGAACGACCCGAAUGUCAUGCGACUGCUCAACAUUGUUCACGCAGAUGGCCACAAACUUUACCUCGUCUUUGAGUUCAUGGACCUGGACCUCAAGAAAUAUAUGGAGGCAUUGCCGGUGAGCCAGGGCGGGCGAGGAAAGCCAUUGGCGGAAGGUGUCCUAUCGGAACAGGGCCACUUGGGACUCGGACCAGACAUGGUCAAGAAGUUCACGUACCAGCUUCUGUCAGGUAUCCGCUACUGCCACUCCCACCGCGUGCUGCACCGAGAUCUCAAGCCACAAAAUCUACUCAUCGACAAGGAGGGGAACCUCAAGAUCGGAGACUUUGGCCUUGCUCGAGCCUUUGGUGUCCCACUCCGCACAUACACACACGAGGUCGUCACCCUCUGGUACCGCUCACCUGAGAUCCUGCUUGGUGGACGCCAAUACAGCACGGGUGUGGAUAUGUGGAGUGUAGGCUGCAUCUUCGCAGAGAUGGCCACUCGCAAGCCCCUCUUUCCUGGUGACUCCGAGAUCGACGAGAUUUUCAAGAUCUUCCGCCUGCUCGGCACGCCUACAGAGCAAGAGUGGCCCGGAGUGACGUCUUUCCCUGACUUCAAAUCCUCUUUCCCGAAGUGGGAGCGCAAGCCUGAUGACGAACUGAUCAAUGCCGACGGCGUCAAGGUUCUGGGCCACGAGGGACUGGAGCUACUGGAUGCACUUCUUGUCUUCGACCCGGCUGGCCGUAUGAGCGCAAAGCAAGCUGUGCACCACCCAUACUUCCAAGAGAGCAGCAAAUCUCAGGCUCGAGCAAAUGGCUAUAGAUGAGAAUGAGAUGGUCAGGAGGAACGAGACAUGAAGUAAUGCAACUACUGGAGAUCAAGGCGUCAAGGGAUUGGGAGAUGGCGGCCAUGACUUUUGAAUGAGUUUCCAUAUGUCGAUUUGCAUGCAUGCUGGAUGGUGUGCGGGAAGGACGCGGCGUUUUGCGUGCAGGCUGCUAUACCACUGAAUGGCUAGGGUGAGGUGACUUCUCAUGAUACAGCAAACGAGCGCGCAAUCAUAAUGCGAUUUCAAGACUGAGCAUCAAGCACCUUCCCAGGUCACAGCUCAGUGGGAGUUGUGCCGUCAUGCGCAGUGGUGUGAUCAGACAGUGCCAUUCGUUCUGUUGCUGGUCUUAGGCACCUUUCGUUUGUGUGUGAGGACUGACACUUGCCAGAGCAUGAGCUCGCUCGGUUCAU
Molecule: messenger RNA, 1495 nt
Organism: Cercospora beticola
Lineage: Eukaryota; Fungi; Ascomycota; Dothideomycetes; Mycosphaerellales; Mycosphaerellaceae
Gene: CDC2
Product: cyclin-dependent kinase
Biological process (GO): regulation of gene expression; regulation of G2/M transition of mitotic cell cycle; protein phosphorylation
Cellular component (GO): cyclin-dependent protein kinase holoenzyme complex; nucleus; cytoplasm
Molecular function (GO): ATP binding; cyclin-dependent protein serine/threonine kinase activity; cyclin binding
Source: RefSeq, a predicted model, not a curated record